Molecule: messenger RNA, 618 nt
Organism: Neolamprologus brichardi
Lineage: Eukaryota; Metazoa; Chordata; Actinopteri; Cichliformes; Cichlidae
Product: sclerostin domain-containing protein 1-like
Biological process (GO): negative regulation of Wnt signaling pathway; negative regulation of BMP signaling pathway
Molecular function (GO): BMP binding
Source: RefSeq, a predicted model, not a curated record
AUGCUUCGUACCGUCAGCGCGCUCCGGCUCCUCGCGCUCCUGCUGCUGCUGAGCGUGAGUUCAGCUGUUGAAAAUAACGCCACAGAGUCCGUCAGUCCUCAGCUGGUCCUUGAAACUCAGGAGCCGCCGACCGAUGAAGACACAAACCAGGCGAGGAAUAGAGGGAGACGGCCUUCUGACGCUCUGCAUGAUGGGCCAGACCAGAGCCAGGUGGGCUGCAGGGAGUUGAGGUCCACGAAGUACAUCUCUGAUGGCCAGUGCACCAGUGUCAACCCUAUCAAGGAGCUGGUGUGUGCUGGGGAGUGUCUGCCAGCUCAGCUGCUGCCCAACUGGAUUGGUAGAACUCACACUGGGAGGUACUGGAGCCGCCGCGAUGCUCAGGAGUGGCGCUGUGUUAUCGAUCGAACCAGGACCCAGCGGAUCCAGCUGCAGUGCCACGACGGGAGCACGAGGACCUACAAGAUAACUGUGGUGACCUCCUGCAAAUGCAAGCGCUACACCAGACAGCAGAACGAUUCGCGACACAAGGACGCGUCUGGAAAUACUGGGAAACAGAGGAAGAAUCAGGGGAAGCCUGGACUGCUGGAGACGAAUGCUGGGAGGGAGUCUGCUAACUGA